AUGACACUAUUAAUUGUUACAUCAAUAGUUUUUAUGCGUGUUGUUUGCCAACAAGUUAUAUUAUUUGCAAGUUCAUUUUCAGAUAAAAAACUUGUUAACUUAGAAAGUAAACUAUCAAUCUAAUUAGAUUGGACUUUAUAUCCUAAAAAUCUACUCCAAACUGGGUUUGGAUCAUUAUCUGUUGAUGAUGAUGAUUAUGCAGGAUUGUAUUCAAUGAAUGGAGCGCAAUACAAGAGCUACCUUGCUGGAAUGUAUAAAAUUUAUGAAAGUAUUCCUGCUCAUUCUACACUAAUAAUUAAAGCAAAAACAUUAAUGUUAAAGAAUUUAAUAUAUAUUUAGGUAAAAUUUUGGCUUUGGAGGAACAGGUACAUGUAGAGUUAGAGCAGAUGGAAUAUUAAUUAUUCAAAUUGCGAACAAUUUAGAUCUAAUUAAUAAUUACAAAAUAAAUAGUUUUUCAGUACCUUAUUAAUCAUCAUCAUCUGCUGUUUUAAUUGAAUUUCAUUUUGAAGCUAUUGGUGAUUAUUAAGUAAAUUUAUUAAUUAAUAAUGUUUAGAGUUUGACUUUUGGAUUUCGAGAAUUUGAGUUGUAUUAUAAAACAUGUCCUCCUGGAUGUACAUUUUGUUAAACCUCAGAGCUUUAGUCAAAUGAUUGUAAUUUUUGGUCUUUAGAUCAACGAUAAUUGUUUGAUUAAGGUUCAUUGAAUGAAGGUUGGACAAUAAAUUUUAAAGACAAGAAAUAAUAUCGGACGGAUUAUUGUCAAGGUUUUUAUAUGAUAAAAUUAAGCUAGAUGAUAAAGCACUUAAUUUGAUAGGAUUUGCUUUACCAACAGAAUCUAUUGAAAGAACACUAUAUUUAUAACCUCAUUAUAAAAUGUUAAUUUUAUACAAAUUGUUAUUACUAGGAGCAGAUUCUAUUGUAUUUUCAUAUUUCUAUUUUGAAUUGAAUGAUGUAAUUGUAAAUGAUAUUAAAUUUGCUACUUAUCUAAAAACAUCCUAGAUAUGCAAACAUACAAAUCCCUCAAGUAUGGGAGACUACAUUUAGUAGGUAAAGUAUGAAGAUUUUAAUUAAAAUACAAUACUGAAAUUAAGAAUUUUUACUUAAGGCAGAACAUACUUUUAAAAGUUAAAGUGGACUAUCAGAGACUUAGAAAUUUUUAUUAAGAAAUGCCAUCCAGAUUGUACCGAAUCUUGCUUUGGUCCAAGAGCAAAUUAAUGUUCAAGGUAAAAAUACCCAAAAUUUGAAAAUUUUGUAAGUUAUUUUAUAGAACCCUUAUUUACAGAUACUUAAGAAUGGUAAAUGAUAACUCCAAUACAACCUAAAUCACCAAAUUAUUGUAGUGGUAUUUCAAUUUUUGGAGGUUAUUUACAAUUAGGUGGUGAUCAUUAUAUUUAAAGAUUUAUUACAUUAGAAGAUCACUAAACAAUUUAAAUUUCAUUUAAGUUUUACUAAAUCGAUAAUUUUAAUAAUGAUAUAUUAUAUGUUGUAGUUGAUGAUCAAAUCGUAUAUUAAACUGUCUUAGAACCUAUUAUAGAUACUUCAAAAGCAACUCUAUUAUGUGGUAUCUAUGAGAAUUAUGAUUUAAUUGUUAAAAUAUCGACACCUAUAAUUUAACAUACGUAAAAACAAAGUAUUAUUUAAAUUUAUACUAAUUAACCAACUACAUCAUAAGGAUACUGGGGGAUUAGAGAUUUUAUCAUUAAAUAAGAUUCAAUAAUAUAUAUAUAAGAAUUAAAAUAAGUUAGAUUUUUGA
Molecule: messenger RNA, 1750 nt
Organism: Paramecium pentaurelia
Lineage: Eukaryota; Ciliophora; Oligohymenophorea; Peniculida; Parameciidae
Source: the annotation of a GenBank genome assembly